UUAUCUAGGGUGCACAGGAAAAUAGCAGUAGGAGCAGGAAUAUUUCCUUCAUCACACACAACCUACAUAAAUAAGUUUCUAUAGAGUGCUUAAACGCUAACAUCAUGUGUACGUGAGUUCUCUACCGUAAAGAGAACGCAGUCCAUCGAACCGAUUCCUAUCCCCUUUUUCCUGAACAAAAAGUUAAAAACCAAUCCGACUGGCAGGAUGUCCUUCCUCGGGCUUCUCAGCUACGUUUCGCUGCUUGUACAAAUUUGCUUCAUGACUGUAUCCAUCGCUGCCGGCCUAUACUACCUAGCGGAAUUGGUAGAAGAGUAUACCGUCAUAGCGAAGAAAAUUAUCAAAUGGAUGGUAGCGUUGACGGCAUCGCUCUACAUAGUUUUCAUUUUCACUGAAACCUUCUCUUGGGCGAUGAUACUCUGCGGGCUCGGAGGACAAAUCUUGCAUGCGUUCAUCUUAACUGACUUCCCCUUUGUGCGGUUUCUAUCGCCGGCAUUCCUCGGAGCUGUGAUAUUGUUGCUAGUGAAUCACUACUUUGCGUUUGUGUACUUCCAACUACAGUUCCAUGCCUUGACUGAGAUGAUGGCGUACUUCACGCUAUGUCUAUGGUUGGUGCCAUUUGCGCUAUUUGUUUCUCUUUCGGCCAACGACAAUGUACUGCCGACCAGCAAUGAACGGACACAUCAGCGAGGUGGAAGCGAUGUGGUCACAAAUUACUUUUCCAGUAGGAAAAAGGCGGGCCUUCUUUCGCUUUUCAGCUACGCGAAGGAGACACUGCUUCCAGAGCGUAAUAAAAAAUCGUUCUAGUUUACUGGACCAUCGCGCCAUGUACGAUACCUCUCCUCUUUCAUGUUGUUUUUAUUUCUAUUUAUUUAUCAAUUGAAAAACCGCGUAGAAAUAAUAAAGAAUAAAAGACAAAAUGAGGAA
Anopheles coustani is the source of this 927-nucleotide messenger RNA. Its product is annotated as protein TEX261. The transcript has 3 exons. Gene Ontology annotation, cellular component: Golgi membrane; endoplasmic reticulum membrane; COPII-coated ER to Golgi transport vesicle. Bases 208 to 807 code for a protein of 199 amino acids. Gene Ontology annotation, biological process: endoplasmic reticulum to Golgi vesicle-mediated transport. Gene Ontology annotation, molecular function: COPII receptor activity. NCBI's taxonomy places the organism in Eukaryota, Metazoa, Arthropoda, Insecta, Diptera, Culicidae. The record is from RefSeq and is a predicted model, not a curated record.